UCGCAGUAGUCAGGCCGUCAUAAGCAGAGAGAAGAAGAAGAAAGCAAAUGAGUAACUGCAGUAGUCAGCUUGAGCUUUGAAUGAACUAGAUUUUAUUGGACCUCUUCUGUUGCUGAUGGUGUAGCGUUGCCAAGCUUGCCCACCAGCAUGUCUGUUUCGGUUAUUAUAAAGUGGGGUGGACAGGAGUACUCCAUUACCACACUGUCUGAGGAGGACACCGUGUUGGAUCUGAAACAGUCCAUUAAAUCUCUCACAGGAGUGCUCCCAGAACGACAGAAGCUCCUGGGGUUGAAAGUGAAAGGUAAACCAGCAGAUGACGAUGUCAAACUGGGUGACUUGAAGUUGAAGCCCAAUACCAAAAUUAUGAUGAUGGGCACCAGAGAGGAAAGUCUGGAAGAUGUCUUGGCGCCUCCACCAGAAAAUGAUGUUGUCAAUGACUUUGACAUUGAAGAGGAAGUAACUGAGGUUGAAAACAGAGAGGAGAAUUUGGCCAAGAUAGCUCGUCGUGUAAAAGACUAUAAAGUUGAGGAGUUAAAUCCCCCAAGACCAGGAAAAAAAUUGCUCGUUCUAGAUAUUGACUAUACGCUCUUUGAUCAUAAGUCAUGUGCAGAAACAGGCCAGGAGCUGAUGAGACCAUACUUACAUGAAUUUCUUACAUCAGCAUAUGAGGACUAUGAUAUUGUCAUCUGGUCUGCAACAAGUAUGAAGUGGAUUGAUGCUAAAAUGAAAGAACUGGGGGUGACGGACAACCUAAACUAUAAGAUCACCUUCAUGUUGGACAGUGCAGCUAUGAUCACUGUGCACACACCUAAAAGAGGAGUUGUAGAGGUGAAGCCUUUAGGAGUCAUAUGGGGUAAAUAUAGUGAGUUCUACAACAGGAAGAACACAAUUAUGUUUGAUGACAUCGGAAGAAACUUUCUCAUGAAUCCACAGAAUGGACUGAAGAUCAGACCAUUCAUGAAGGCACACUUAAACCGUGAGAAAGACAAAGAACUCUACAAGUUGUCUCUGUAUCUGAAGGAGAUUGCUAAACUCGAUGACUUCUCAGGUCUCAACCACAAGCACUGGGAAAGGUACCUCUCAAAGAAGCAGAAUCAAUGACAUCUUCAGCACUGAGGAGAAGCUGCUGCCUAGAACGAUCUGGUGCUGGAAAACAACUGCUGAGCCAAAGAUCAGCUUCUCUGUAUCUUGGGUUGUUCAUCUUGCAUCUCUUUAUAGUGAGGACAUUACUGCAGGACAAAUGUGAUUCUAGCACUUGUAUUCCUCAGAACACUGUUUACCUCAACAGGUCAAUGAAUGCAUUCAACAAAUAAUAGCAUUGACUACAUUUAAAGCAUGACGCUUCUCUUACCUCACUUCCUGCCUGACACAUUCUUAUUCAUAUGAUGAAUGUCAACUUUUAUUAGGUGGUAACUUGAAAAUUGUUAACAUCUGAUUGAAAGAGCAUAUGAUGCAUAUGUAAUUUAGUUUUUUGCAAAAUAUUAGUCCAGGGAGAGAAUGGUGUGUGUGUGUGUGUAUGUGUAUAAUCUCAUAGAAUUUCAAGGUGUAAUUGAUCCAUGUCUUCAAUAAUUCUGUCUGAAUGGCUCUAAAUUCCAAAAAGAUAUAAUUUCAGACAACAGAAAAGAGGUUUAUAGGUGAGCAGGCAAUUUGCAUAUUUAUCAGCUGAUAAAAACAGUUCUCCAAAUGAACAAUAAUGAACAUUUGUCAUGUUUACAUCCACUGUUUUAAAAUACAAAUCUAAUGUUAAAUGGUUAGUGUGAUGUAUGUUUUUUGUUCACUAGAGCAGUCACUUUAUUCUAGGGAGAUUAAGUCAAACCAAAUAUCCUGACAGUUGUUUAUUAUUAUUAAUUCAUUUAUUAUUUAUCUACCAGGUCAUAGCAUUGAAGCUUGGAAAUAUUUCUCCCACAUCAGUUUUUGCAAGUAUGUGUUAAGUAAUCAAGGAAAGUACAUAACUUAAGUAAACAGUAUUGCAUUUUGUCAAAUUUUCUCAGUUGCUUUGGUGCAUUUCUUAAAUCAGUUUGCACAAACAACACCACAGAAUGAUUGCUUUCUCAAAACCCUUAGAUCAUCUAUCAAAAAUAACUUCAUGUCAGUGAACAUAUCAGUGCCAUCAGAAUA
This is a messenger RNA of Sinocyclocheilus grahami, 2118 nucleotides long. RefSeq names its product ubiquitin-like domain containing CTD phosphatase 1 (gene ublcp1). NCBI's taxonomy places the organism in Eukaryota, Metazoa, Chordata, Actinopteri, Cypriniformes, Cyprinidae. The record is from RefSeq and is a predicted model, not a curated record. Bases 148 to 1101 code for a protein of 317 amino acids. Gene Ontology annotation, biological process: regulation of proteasome assembly; protein dephosphorylation. Gene Ontology annotation, cellular component: nucleus. The transcript has 12 exons. Gene Ontology annotation, molecular function: protein binding; protein serine/threonine phosphatase activity.